UCUAUCUAUCUAUCUAUCUAUCUAUCUAUCUAUCUAUCUUAUCUAUCUUACCUAUCUUACCUAUCCUACGUAUCUUACCUAUCUUACCUCUGGUCUUAUCUGCCUCCAGCCCAGCCAUAAUGUGGCUUAUCUAAAGGCCUGAAAGAUGGGGCACCUAGCGCUACCCAGCUUUCCAGUUCUUUCAGUUCCCUUCUUAGGGCUUCCUGAGACACGGUGGCCAGGACCUGUGCAGAGCUCUUACAGAGGGGAUUCUCACAACCUCCAUUCCUCGUGAGCAGCUGAGGUGAGUGACCCCCAAGAUAGGCCUGUGGGCCCUGGGCAUUGCCUUUCCAGGCAGCCAAAAGAAUUCCCAGGCUGAGACUGAGCUGAGAGCUGGCCACCAUGAUGGGGGCAGGGAAGGAGAAGGGAGCAUGGGUGAGCAGAUGCCUGGGCCAGCCAGAAGGGACUUAGGGGAAGGUAGCCAGAUGUAGGAUAGGGAAGUGGAGACCAGAAGGCUUGUGAGGGCAGUCCUGGCCCCAGGAGGAAAACAGAGGAGCCUGAAGAAAGAGGAAGGAGUUGCAGAGUGAUUGAUGGAAGGGGAGAGGGAGAAGGAUUUGGAGGUAAGAGUGCGGGAAGGGUCUGGUGUGGUGGGGACAAAGAGCUGCUGCUCAGUAGGAAAAGGGAAGGACCGGCUGUAUCAGGUUGGAUUUGGUAAUGAGCCUAUGGAGGGUCCUGCAGGGGAGCUGGGGGCGGGGGUACAGGGGCCAACUGCAGACCAGGAGAGGGUGAAGAGGAAAGUGGGUGGGGGAGAGGCCCCAGGUAGAGUUUUGGGAUUCAUUUUAUUUUUCCAAGAGUAAGAGGACCUUUCAGAUGGUGACCAGUAACUGGUGAGACAGGACCUGGGGGUGGAGGGCUAUCCAGGGCACCUACCCCCAAGCCACUCUUGCAUUCCAUCCUUUCUCUUUCGUUUUCUUCUGAGGCAGAGUUAUCACUAUCUCAUUGGGAAAUGGUUGGUAGGAGUACCCAUCCCACUACCUUGCAGAACACAGCAAGGGAGGGAGGCCCAGGAGUCAGAGCCAAGGGAAGAAGUAAUCAUGGGGGUUGGUAAUGUGGGGUCUGGCAGCCAUGCCUCUUAUCUUUUCCUGGGUCCUCUGUUCAUCAACACUGUGGGGGUCUGGCUGGAAGAUGGUGGGCCUGCCUUCCUACCCCUCAGGCCCUUCUGAGCAAAGGGGCAACUCUGCUGUGGGAGAAAACAGACCUCACUCUUACUUUCCUUUUGGGAUAAACACUGUUCCAUCUUUCUUCCAGAAGGUUCUAUGAAGGGCGGAGGAGAAUCUAGCAUUCGUGAUGGUUACCCUCCUUAGUGUAUAGUGACCACCUCACAUUCUAGAAACAGGGAAGUCAAAUAAUUCCAAGUCCUGAUUGUUCUAGAACCUUUGGAUCUUCAUUGACCCCAGGCUGCCAAAGGGAGAUUUAAAAACCUGAACCAAUAUCUCCCUUCCCCAAACUGAAACUGGCUUCUUUGUCUCCAGUUGGUCCAGGCACAAUGUCCAGCCUAUUUGAGGAAAUCACGAGUUGUGGUCCAAGAGAUGGAGCUGGAGGGGAUAUGAUUGCUGUCAGAAGCAUCCUUGACUCUGACAGAUUUCACUGCUUCUCUUUGGUGAGUGGGAGGAGGAAUUUCCGGAGAUGCCAGUACCACAGGACAGACCUCACCCUAGAGGACAUAGUGGAGAGAGAGGAGGGUGAAGUGCUGUUUGAUAAGCUGGAUUCUGGGCUCCAAGGCCAAAAGGCUGAGUUCCAAGUUCUGGAUGUGGUAGACUCAAAAGGAAUGUUGAUAGUGAAAUUAUCCAAAGAAAUAAUAAUUGCAGGGACCUUCCACAGAUCCCACAAGCAGAGAAUCAAGACAUUGGAGACCUGGACCCAGCAGUAUCUGGAUUCCCUUGAGAACAGUGAGUUGAAGAGAAAACUACCUACUUUGUUGCAAUCAAUCUGGGAAAUGAGAGCAGACCUCUAUCUGGUGACAGAGACUCUGGAGACAACAAGGAAGGAAACCCUGAAAACUGAAUGGCAGUGUAUGCUGCGGAGCUGGAUGGGAGGCAGGGUCUGUGAGAGAACCCGCCUUGGCCCACCCAUGGUAAGUCAGGGAGAUACCAGCCCAGAUGUCAGGCUCUUCAGCUCUCCUUCCAGACCUCCCCACCAAAGGUCAGUAACCAACCCCCUAAAGCAGGUCCUGAGCUAUUGAGUAAAGCAGCUCAUCUUUCCCAACAUGGAGAGAAUGAGGAAAUCCUUGAGUUUGGAGGACUUCAGAAACAUGAAGGAGAAGGUGCAGGACAUGCUGAGAGGCCUCUAGGAUCUGACUGAUGUGCUAAACUGCCUCACUAAGCACCUCAACAAGGAGGGGCAGCGACAGAAUCUAGAACAAAGGGUGUCUGAGGCCCUGAUCUCUGGUGACCUGGAGGGUCCAGCAGAUCCUCUUGUAAGUAGCCUUUUUAAUCUUUUUAAUGCUGCUGGGAUCUUGGUAAAAACACAUACAGAAUCUAUUCCGAAUGUCCUGGAUGCCUUGAUUGAGAUAUCUUAGGAGCAGCAUCUUGUGGCUGAGGCCCUGGAAAAGGGGACCCUGUCCCUGUUGAAAGACCAGAUAAAGUCUGUCCUGGAGCAGAACUGAGGUGAGCAGCCCCACGAUGUGGGCUGUGACCCUGAUGCAAGAUUUCUCUGUGCCCUCCGUGUUGCUGUCUCCGUCCUGCUGCAGCUGGGUGAGAAGCCUAUCUUAGUGUCUUCCUAACUAUGUUAGCUCUUGAACCAUCUGGAUGCUCCCCUCCCAGACCGUCCUCUCCCCCUGCACCCCCAAUCACUAGAACAAUGUCUUUAUAACAAACAACUGACUUUUCUUUGAUAGAUCCCAUUCCCUUCAUGAUAAUGCCCCCAAAUCAGCCUACAUUAUAUGCAUGGACUUUUCUAAGA
Molecule: messenger RNA, 2940 nt
Organism: Herpailurus yagouaroundi (jaguarundi)
Lineage: Eukaryota; Metazoa; Chordata; Mammalia; Carnivora; Felidae
Gene: GSDMB
Product: gasdermin B
Biological process (GO): pyroptotic inflammatory response; defense response to bacterium
Molecular function (GO): phosphatidylinositol-4-phosphate binding; phosphatidylserine binding; phosphatidylinositol-4,5-bisphosphate binding
Source: RefSeq, a predicted model, not a curated record